This is a messenger RNA of Vigna radiata var. radiata (mung bean), 1089 nucleotides long. RefSeq names its product chitinase 10. Gene Ontology annotation, molecular function: chitinase activity. NCBI's taxonomy places the organism in Eukaryota, Viridiplantae, Streptophyta, Magnoliopsida, Fabales, Fabaceae. Gene Ontology annotation, biological process: chitin catabolic process; carbohydrate metabolic process; cell wall macromolecule catabolic process. The record is from RefSeq and is a predicted model, not a curated record. The transcript has 2 exons. Bases 92 to 982 code for a protein of 296 amino acids.
CAAUAUUGACCUUCGAAACCUCCACUGUGGUUUUAUACGACAAAUUCAACUAUUGUGUUACGACAUUUUCUUCUCAUGACGGUGUCUAUAAAUGCCUCACUCAGUUAUGUUCUUUCUCCCACACGACAGCAAAACAAAAUUUGAAGUUGACCCUUUUUGUUUAACAAUGGCACUCUCAUUCUCCUCUGAGGGCGUCUUUCUCUGCACCUUCUUAUUGUUCUUGUCUUUGGGAUCUGAAGCUCGUAGAUCACCCGUUUCUUCUGUGGUUAGCGAAGAGCUUUUUGAUUCGAUUUUCCUUCACAAAGACAACGCUGCAUGCCCUGCUAAAAACUUCUACACCUACGAUUCCUUCAUCAUGGCAUGCAAAAGAUUCCCGGAAUUUGGUUCUAGAGGUAGUUUAACCACACGCAAGCGUGAGGCUGCGGCUUUUCUUGCUCAAAUUUCGCAAGAAACCACAGGUGGGUGGGCUACUGCACCUGAUGGACCCUAUGCUUGGGGAUUGUGCUUCAAGGAAGAAGUUAGUCCUCAGAGUGACUAUUGUAAUUCCACCAACCAACAAUGGCCUUGUUACCCAGGAAAAUCUUACAAAGGAAGAGGACCAAUUCAACUUUCAUGGAAUUACAACUAUGGACCAGCAGGGAAGGCAUUGGGAUUUGAUGGAUUGAGAAACCCUGAUGUGGUGUCAAACAAUUCAGUGAUUGCCUUUCAAACAGCUUUGUGGUUUUGGAUGACAGAGCAAAAGCCAAAACCUUCUUGCCAUAAUGUGAUGAUUGGAAAAUAUGUGGCCACAGAAGCUGACAUAGCAGCUAAUAGAAGUGCAGGGUAUGGUCUGGUGACUAACAUAAUCAAUGGUGGACUUGAGUGUGGACUUCCUGGUGAUUCAAGAGUGAAUAAUCGCAUUGGAUUCUUCAAAAGAUAUGCAGCAUUGUUCAAUGUAGAUACAGGACCUAACUUGGAUUGUGCAUAUCAGAAACCCUUUUAAACCUUUUCUUCAUUAUUAUUUUCUUUGCCAAAGAUUCACUCAUAAUUUACUUAAUGCUUAUGAUGUCAUAUACCCAGUGUUUUAGAUUUCAAUAUUACAUUAGAUGA